UUCUGUCAUUCAGCCACGUCAUUUUCGCUUGAUAGAUGAUAGUAUACGCGGCGUUAAAAAGAUAAGGAGUGCUCUUAAAUAUAAACCAUGAAUAUAUUCCGUUUACUUGGUGAUUUGUCCCACCUUCUAGCUAUUAUUAUAUUAUUACUCAAAAUAUGGAAAACGAGAUCAUGUGCAGGUAUAUCCGGAAAAUCGCAGAUACUCUUUGCAAUUGUGUAUACGAUGCGAUAUUUAGAUCUGUUGACGACUUACGUGUCUGCCUAUAACACUGUUAUGAAACUGGUGUUCAUCAUCGCCUCUUGCGCUACUGUUUAUUUGAUCUACGUCAAGUUCAGAGCUACCUAUGACCACAACCAUGACACAUUCAGAAUUGAGUUUCUGUUAGUUCCAUGCUUUGUGCUGGCACUGCUGAUUCACCAUGACUUCACUGUGCUAGAGGUCAUGUGGACCUUCUCCAUUUACUUGGAAUCAGUUGCCAUCCUACCACAGCUGUUCUUAGUAUCAAAGACAGGUGAAGCGGAGAGCAUCACUUCUCAUUACCUGUUUGCUCUCGGAUCGUACCGAGCCCUCUAUUUACUUAACUGGGUGUACCGCUACGUCGUGGAGGAUCAUUAUGAGUUAAUCGCCAUCGUUGCUGGCGUGGUGCAGACUGUCCUGUACUGCGAUUUCUUCUAUCUUUACAUUACGAAAGUUCUCAAAGGAAAGAAGCUGCAGCUGCCGGCUUAAUGUUGCAAUAAAACUUUACACAGGUGUUGUGAAGGUGUUUUUAUAAGCCAAUAAUUUACCUAAGAUCUAGAUAUACAACCAUUGUCAGUAUAGUUGUGGAAAUGUUGAUUACUGAAGCCAAUUAUGUGAGGAAUUUUUUACUUAAUUAUCAUUACUGUUUAUUAUAAUUUGCGUAAUUUGACCAGUAUAACGUUACGAGAGCGGUAAAUUGAAACUUGGAUUGGCUGAAUACAAUAUUUUUAUGUUAAUAGACUUAUUAACACUGAUCAAAAUUGAUUGCUUCUUAAUUAUUUGAACUGUUUCUUAAGCUUAUUAUAGAUGAAUUUUAUCGUAUGUAUUGUAUAAUGUAACUGAUAAAUCCCUAUCCCAUAUCUGUAGUUAAUUUCAACAAUUAAUUAAGUUUCUUUAUCUGUAAACAUUGCCCUACUGUAUUGGACACCUGUUGUUACAUUAACCCGUUAAGCGUUAACCACAACUAUCGUCAAGCCUCUAUUUUCGCUACAAAACGGGAACACCAUGAUAGCGGCUACGGCGUAGCGCUACGAAAUUUGCGUAGUCAUUACCUUUUAAAAAUAUUGGCCGUCUUUUCAAAAGAAAAUAUAUUUAAGACUUGAAUCCAUUCUAUAAUAAUACAUUUAGCUUGACAAUAUCUAUCAUUGAUAGAUGGAGGGAUGUUGAUCUUUAUAAUUUCCGAAUGUAAAUACUACUAAGUUUGCGUGUCGAUGAUUUUAAUAUUGUAUUUUUUUUCGGAAGCAUAUUGAAAUGAUUUCUCCAGAGUUUAUGAAAUCAAGGGCUAUGUGCAUUUUCAGUUAAUAAUUAGUACCUAGUUACUAUAUUUACGAAUGAUCUACAUAUAACACUAGAAUGAAGUACUUGAACAUAACAUUACAUACAUGUUUAUGAACUUAAGGAGGCAAGCAAUUAAAUAAAUUUAGGAUAACAUUUCCCGACUCUAAAAAAGUAUAUGUACGCGAUUUCGGUUUUAUAUAGAGUAACGAGUUAGGGAGUGUACUAAUUGUAGAUCAAAUUAUUGAGUUUUUAUAUUUUACGCUGAGCUGCAUUAAAAAGAACGAAAAAGUUUAGAGAUGGCUGUAGUUUUCAUCAAGUAGCUUUUGAGUCUAUUUUGGUAUAUAAAACUGUAUGUAUGAAAGGAGUAAUUGAGUAUCGAUUUGUCUCGGUAGGCAGAUCAUUGUGCCUAAUUAAAUGGGAUAAUUGACGUAAUUAACCGGUUAUUUGAUCGAACGUGAGACAAGCUUGUUCCCUGCGGGACAGCAAUGGACAAUUUGAAGCAUUUUUUUGCACCUCAGUGUCAUUCAAUAAAACAUUGUAUUGUCUUGCAAUAAAAUCGUAUCUAAAUAAAUUUGGAAGUGACAGA
Cydia pomonella (codling moth) is the source of this 2101-nucleotide messenger RNA. It is a transcript of the gene KdelR, whose product is annotated as ER lumen protein-retaining receptor. NCBI's taxonomy places the organism in Eukaryota, Metazoa, Arthropoda, Insecta, Lepidoptera, Tortricidae. The transcript has 5 exons. The record is from RefSeq and is a predicted model, not a curated record. Gene Ontology annotation, molecular function: ER lumen protein retrieval receptor activity. The coding region runs from base 88 to 726 and encodes 212 amino acids. Gene Ontology annotation, cellular component: endoplasmic reticulum; membrane; cis-Golgi network. Gene Ontology annotation, biological process: endoplasmic reticulum to Golgi vesicle-mediated transport; protein retention in ER lumen.